Coregonus sp. 'balchen' is the source of this 18861-nucleotide messenger RNA. The record is from the annotation of a GenBank genome assembly. NCBI's taxonomy places the organism in Eukaryota, Metazoa, Chordata, Actinopteri, Salmoniformes, Salmonidae.
AUGAUUCUGCCCUUUGAGUCUGAGUUCUCUCCUGAGCUCAUACCGGACCCUGUGAGAACUGGAGAGGAGAUCCCAGUGAUCAUUACUGCUGCAGAGGAGAUACUGGAAGCUGUGGUGGCUGCCAUGAACAGUGGCUACCAGAACAGCAAAGCCAACAUCGUGUUCAACAUUGUGGAUCACCUCAAGUGAAUGAUUAACGUGUUAACUCUGCCAUGGUGUUAAUAAAAAGCACAAUAGAGACUUGUUUGUUUGAGGCUGAAUUAUUUUAGCGUUUUUAAUGCCCAUGUGGUAUCUAAGGAAUUAAUGACUUUGUUAGCUUUGCAAAUGGUAAUGUGGUAUCUAAGGAAUUUAUGACGUUGUUAGUGUUUGCAAAUGGUAGCUUAGAGAAUGUUGAUUUGGCCUAGGGAGACAUCUGGAGAGCAGUUCUAUAGGAGUACCCUAAAACAGAGGAAGUCUGUUGUGUGGAGUGAUGGGAUUGGUCUGUAGGGGAAACCACCCCUAUCUUGGUAAAGAUUAUAAAUACUUGGUGAAGACAAAGGAGGUCAGAACAACAUAUUCUUUUGGGUCCACUGUUCUCCAGAUGCUUGCAGGUAUCUGUAAAUCGACGCUGAAAUCCUUUGUUAUGAAUAAACCUUUAUAAUCAAAGUACAGUGUCAGCGGAUCUCCUUGUCCUCCACAGCAUGAUUAGCAACAUGUUUUCAGACACAACAAAAUGGCGACGAGGAACGUUUGGGACGGUCUGCGUCUCUCCAGUGUUCCAUUCAUGAGCAGCAAAGUGACUCCCGCUCAAGACGCCGGCUCAUAAGGUGAGAUUUCUCACAAUUUUGUGCGCGGGUCAAUUCGUAGGCUUAUGUGGGUGUUUGCUGGAGAGAUGUACCGUUUAAAAAAACUCGUGUGCAUUUUGCUGUUUUGCUGUGGGAUAGGAGUCAGUUCUAAAUUUCAAAUGUGUUUGCGCUGAAAGCAACGCAAACAGGGGGGAGUGUCGAUAACUAUUGAAUAAUAUAAUGAAGUAAUAAGGCCAGGGUAAAUGUAUACAAAUUAGGACAUUGCGGAUCUAUGGAAGCCCUCUAAGGAGGCGAUCAUUAGGAUGGGCCGAAAAUCCUAAAAGCACAUUAGGUGGGUUUAGGUCAGUCCCGGGGACUGGGGAUUGUGGUAUAUACAUUCUAUUGCAAGUUACCGUUCAUCUUAUAGUUGACGAAGUAUAUGUUUGAUGUGACCGCUCAUUGAAUAUCCGCAAACUCGUGGUAGCCUAAAUUUAGGAACAAUGGAAAAUACGGCGCAAUGGAGGUAACAUGCUACAUGCUACCUUAGGGGUCCAUAGGAAUGGAAUAAGCCGCUUAAAACUGUGUAUGUAUGAAAGAGAGAGAGAGAAAAAUAAUAAAAUAAAGACGUCUCUGUUGUGUUUAAACUGUGUGUCGACUCAUAUUAGGAUAAGAUUUAUGUUAGAGAUAUAUACAUAUAUAUGUUUUGGUUGAGGAUAGGGGUUUUUGUUUUUAUAAGGAAAUACGUAAGUUAAGGUUAAAAAAUCUUAUGAGUCUCCGUUGGUGAGAACGUUAAUAGUUGUUAACUAUAUAUGAGCCCCCUGGAAGGACGCUAAGGUUAAAAAACGUAUGAGUCUCUAUAAAAAGAGAAUGUUUACUAACUAUUAGAAUAUCAUGAGCCUACAGGGAGGAGGUUUUAAUAGUGUAUAGAGAUGUUUUGUAAUAGAUAAGGAAAUAACUAUAAAUCUGCAGAUUAGGAUAAAGGGAAGUUAAGAAACUUCUAAGUAGGAUUUGUGUUCAAUGUUUUAUGUUGGUUUGUGAGCUCUGUUAAGUGUUACUGUUUGUCUAUGGGGGGUAAAAGAGAGGAAGUACAGCGGGACUGUCUACUUUCUGUUGUCUAGCUUGGAGAGAGCUGGGAGAGAGCUCCAUCCACUCUGAAAUCGUAUUGGUGAAUGUACUAUGCAUGCGUGUGAUUUUAUGAGUUUAGAGUUGCGUAGGGCUGACAGAGCGGACAGAGCAGACGGAGACGAAUGGGGAGAUUUAGACACUAAUAGUGUUCUGUUUGUUAAAUCGGCUGUUUAACGAUGAAAUUAUUUGAUUGAGACCCAUUGAAUUGAUAGAUGAGAGAUAUGUUGACGGAUUAAAAAUAAAAAUAAAUAAAUAAAAUAAAAUGUUAUUGAGCUAUUUAUACUAUUCCUGAGUUAAGUUUGCUUAUUUCUUAGCGCGAAUGUGACUAGAGGAAUGUUGAAUGGUUGAAAUAACUCAGUGAGUGCAUAAACUAUUACAUUAUUGUCUGUUUCUUUGUUAUUCUGUCAUAUGAGAGACGAUAAGAAGGAGGAGAGAGAGAGACAGAGAGGAAUUGCUGACGUGUACAUCACGCGACAGAGUCUGCUGCAACAGGAUCAAGUCAAACUAAGGCCCGUACUGUUCUAUUUACAAAACUUACCUUCCCAUACAGGAUAUUUUGUGUGCCUAGCAUAUUUGAUGUUAUGACAAUUUGACAGGGACUUGGCAACAGACUGAUCAAUUGAUGUAAUUGCAUAUUGGAAUUUUUGUGAAUAAGUUGGUUUGAUUAGAGUUGUGUUGGAAAUCGAGUACUGACAUUAUUCUGUAAAUUAAGGUAAUUGGGUGCUUAUUAAGCAAUUGGUUUGUGAGUGCUGUAGUGUUGCUGGAUUAUAGGUCUUUCUUUUUUGGAUUGCUCUGAAGUUGACUACUUUCCUUUACUUUUCCUGAUCGGAUGUGGUAAGAUUGCCACUAAUCAAUAACUUGGUAAAAUAAAAAUCAAUAAAAAUAAUACUUUUUUUUGUUUUUUUAAUUCAUUAUACAUUUUUUAAUUGAUUAAUUUUUAUUUAAUUGUUUAAUAAAAAAAAUAUAAACAAAUAUAAAAAAUUGGGAGGAAACCAUAAGCUAUAUAGUCUAAAAUAAUAAAAUAAUUCACAAUAAAGGAAUAUAAAAUAGUUGUUACAAUGGGGAAAAGGGACAUCAAAACUAUGAAAGUAAUUACACCUGUUGAAUAGUAAUCCUUUAGUUAAUGGUAUUGCAAGGUUAUCUGGAAAAUGGAAUAAACGUUGGCCUGACAUUGAACAACCAUGGCCAGUGGAAGGGACUCUUAACCCUGACGUCAUCAACAUAAUGAAAGUGCUUCUGUCAAUUCAUAAGGCAGAUCAAAAGAAAGGGAAAAAAAGGGAACAUCGUAAAGAAAAGAGACAAAGAGAGCUGGGUGUUCUUAAGCUGUUUGAAAAUGAAGGAAAAAAACUGAUGAAAGAUACCAACGAUAAAAGAAACAAAGGUAUAGAGGAAAUUGUAAAAGCAGUGAAGGUGACAGAAAACCUAAUGACAGAAGUCAGUACACCUUUCUCACAUACGGAUUCAGUAAAAAGACCCCCACCUUAUGAGAAAGAAGUAGAGUUUAAGGACGUCUAUCCUCAGCUUCCAGUGAUCAUUCAGGAGGGUGAUUAUUGCAUCAGAGAUGAAGAUGAACAAAUAAUAGAGAGAGGACAAGCAGAAACGACCAUAAAAAUGAAUCCAAACUCCAAAAGUAAGAAAAAAACGAGAUGUCUGGAAACUAAGGGUGGAGUGAGGUUUAGGAGGAUGAAACUUGAAGAUGAUGAUGAUGAUGAUGAUCAGAGUGAUUCACAAGAGAUCAUGGGUGGAUAUGACCCUGUGAUCAGACGGAGGUUGGCCAGAGCGGAAAGAAGGGGUGAUGGAUAUUUGAAGAAGAAGAAUACAAGAUAUUCCAGUUCUGAUGAAAGCAAAGAUGAAGACAGCGAUAAAGAUUCUGAGAUUAAAGGUGCUUCAUAUUCAAGAGUAUUUUAUCCUACAAUGACUAGCACAGAAGAAAUAGAAAGAGAUAUAGACCGAUGCGUAUCAUGCCUGGAUAAAGCGAAUAAUUUAGAAGAAGUAAGAGAACUGGAACAACAACUCGAGAAGCUGAAGAUACAGAAGAAAAAACUGCUGAGAAAAGGACCCCAAGAAUUGGAGAAAAAGUAUACAUUAAGGCCAAGGAAAGAGGGCACCAGUAAGAAGAUGAUGCCAGUGAUCAUUCGAGGACAAAACCUAGAAUAUAAGCCUUUGCAAAAUACCGAUAUGUCAGAUAUACUUGAGAAGCUGCCUACUCUUCAAGAUGGAGCCUAUCCUUGGAUUUCAAAAUUGGAAGAAAUUACGGUGGGAACACAGUCAGCCAUAGGAGACAUUAAGAUACUUUUGGCUAAUCUCCUUGGGAUUCCAGAUAUGGAAGAAAUAUUUCAGAGAGCUGGACUCAAUAGAUAUGUGGGGACCCUGAAUUGUUGGCUGCAAGUAGGAAUCGUCUGUGGAGAGCACUGAAAGAUACGUUUCCAACAAAUGUGCAUCCUGACAACAUUCUGAUUUAUCCACUAGGACAACAAGAAAAUCCGAGAGCCUAUGUGUCAAGAGUCCAUCAAGUGUGGAGAAAUAUUACCGGAAAUGAUCCAGAUGUGAGUCAAAUUGAGCAGUCAAUUUUGAGAGCUAAACUGCAGAUGGGACUGCCCUCACCAGUAAGGAGCAAACUGGCAGAGGUGGUUGGACUUGGAAGCAUGACAAAAGGCGUUUAUACAGAUCAUAUAGCCCAUCAAGUGGAUCUGUACAGGAAAAAGGAACACAACCAGAAAGAACAGGACCAAGAAACUCUCAGAAAACUCAAUCAAAUACAACUGGUGGAGAAUAAGAAGGAGAAGAAACAAGCUUUGGUUAUGCAGAAUCAGUGUGCACCAAAUCAACAAUCACUGCCACAGCUUCAACCGGACCAGUUCCAACCGCAAUUGUACCAGCCACCAAUAGCGUUACCAGUUGUUUCAUAUCCACAGCCAGUUUCUGGACAGACACAGAAUUGGAGAGGAAGAGGACGAGAAGGCUUAGAAAGAGGAAGAGGAGGAAGAUUUAAGCCAUACUUCCAGCAAUCUCCAGAAGUGUGUUAUAGUUGUGGACAGGUUGGUCACUUUGCCCGUGAGUGCAAUGGGCCAGGAGGAAACAUCAGAGGGAAUUUCAGAGGAAGAUACAGGGGUCAGUCAAGAUCAUCUGGAGGACCGGUGAACCCCUAUAGGGGCCCGGAGCAAGGAUUCUAGGGGUGCCCAGAAGAUCCGAAAGGGGGGUGUCAGCUGGUAGCAUCAGGACCGGAAAAAGAUCCAACAAUUGAGGUAAAAAUAAACAACCGACCAUUGGAAUUGAUGGCGGAUAGCGGAGCUGCUUUUACCUGCGUUCGGCCUGAAGAUGCUACACAUCUCCCUAUGUCCAAUCAACUCAUUAGGACAAUCGGAUUCGAGGGAGUAAAACAGCUGAUUCCUCUUACGGAACCAAUUGAGCUCUGCUAUAAAAAUCAAAAAAUUACAAUACCCAUACUGGUAUCAGAACAUACACCUAUUGCAUUGUUGGGAAGAGAUGCAUUGUGUAAGUUGAACUGUACAAUAAGAUGUACACCAGACGGCUGUCUGGUAGAAGUGCCAAAGGAAAAGGUUUACCAAUUGUUGAUGAUGACAGAGAUGGAUUUGUCUACAGUAUUCUGUAUUGGAAAUCUCAGUGAAGAUUUUUUGAAUCAGGCUAAGAUAUGGGAGAAAUUUAUUGUGGCAAAUAUGCCGGAUGCGAGAAGAAUGCUGCCCAAUCGAACUCAGGGGAAUGGUUGAGUCAUCAACCAAAGAAAGUUCAACUCAGCUCAUGUUGCAUUAUUUUAGGACCACAAGGAGCAGCUAUGAAGAUAAACACAGACGAUUAUCUGAAUAAAGAAUUUGAGAUUGAGAAGAGUGUGCCACAUGUGACCUUGUUGGUUUCGGAAGGCUAUGAGCAGAAGCAAAUAGGAGAAAUUAUGACAGAAGCAGAGAAAGCUGUUUUCGUACCGAUGAAAGAGAAUUUGGCGAUUUGGAGGAGUGAAGAUCAGCGAUUUCUCAAAAUAAUGAUUUCGGCUCAAGGACAAGGAGAGCCACAAGCUGUAAGGAUGACACAUGAAUCUAUUUGCAGUGUGCAGAUGAAUUCAGACCCUAUGAAAGAGGAGAUGUUGCAACAAGUUCCAGAAGGUUUGUGGUCUCAACACAGUACCGAUAUUGGACUUGUGAAAUCAGCCCAACCUGUGAAAGUUGAACUUCGACCAGGAGCCAGACCUCCUUGGAAGAAUCAGUAUCCAUUGAAAGAUGAAGCAAUCGAAGUGAUUGAACCACAAAUUGAAGAACUUUCGAAAGCAGGUGUUUUAAGGACAACAAAAAACCCUCGGAGUAACACGCCUUUGUGGCCUGUGAAAAAACCAGAUGAAACUUAUCGUGUUGUUCAUGAUUUGAGAGCAGUGAAUGAGGUAGUGACUGACUUUCCAGCAGAAGUGCCAGAUCCGCAUACCUUGUUAGCCCAAGUUCCUCCUAAUGCGACACAUUUUACGGUGUUAGACUUAUGUGGUGCAUUUUUUAGUGUUCCACUUAGUGUAGAAAGUCAGGGUUUAUUUGGGUUCACAUAUAAGGGACAAUUCUAUGAGUACAGUCGUUUGCCACAGGGGUACAGGCAUAGUCCUCAUAUUUUCAAUAAAGUACUGAAGGAUGAUUUGGUAGGGAUAGAUCAGAUAUUGCAAAGCACUGUCAUUCAGUACGUAGAUGAUAUAAUUAUUUGCUCACAAAAUAAGGAAACAUGUCAUAGAGACUCAAUUAAAUUGCUGCGGGUAUUGGCAGAAAAGGGGCAUACGGUUUCACAGAAAAAGCUGCAAUAUUGCCAGGAGAAGGUUGUUUAUUUGGGUCAGAAAAUAACGCAUGGCCACAGAGACAUUUCGGACAGUCAAUUGGAAGCUAUUCGUAAGGCUCCGAAGCCUAGAACUGUCAGAGAGAUGAUGACAUUUCUUGGUAUUGCUGGUUAUUCCUCAGCUUGGGUGAGGGCUACUAGUUUGAUGGCACCUUUGAGAGCUAUGGUUAGGGAUACUGGAAGUGGUCAACUCCAUAGCAAUCUUUCCUGGACACAGGAAGGCCAUGUGGCAUUUGAAACGAUCAAACAGAGGUUGCAGGAGGCACCUGCACUUACACUACCAGAUUACUCUAAGAACUUUUUGCUAUAUGUGUCUACUUCUAUUGGAGGUAGAUAUGCAUGUGCAGUUCUUUGUCAGCCGACAGGCACAGGGAUGAAUCCUCAGCCUAUUUCCUACUACUCUACUGCUUAUUCAGAAGUAGAAUUAGGGUUACCACUGUGCUAUAGAGCAAUGGUGGGAGUAUGUUCAAUGUAUGACAAAGCAUCAUCGGUUAUGAUGGGUUACCCGGUAACAAUUCUUACCCAUCAUAGUCUCAGAAAUCUUCUGAACUAUGGGAAAUAUACAUUGACUAUGCCUAGGCUCAGAGACUAUCAUAGGCUCUUAGAGCAGGAAGAUGUCACCCUAGUGAGGUGUGAUACGGUAAAUCCAGCCGAGAAUUUGCCAACUUUAGAGGAUGGUGAGCCACAUGAUUGUGUCCAAGAAGCAGAGAAAUAUUCGAGGCUUAGAUCAGAUUUGCAAGCCUUUCCAUUACGUGAGGUAGACCUGGAGUAUUGGACUGAUGGGUCUUGUUAUCGUGUGGGAGAUAAAUUGUGUGCUGGCUAUGCAGUAGUUAAAGCCAAAGGAACUGGAUUUGUUGUUGAAAAGGCUGAAGUAAUACCACAGCCUGCGUCUGCACAACUUGCUGAACUUGUGGGGCUAACAGAAGCAUGUUUGUUAGCAGAAGGAAAGCGAGUGACGAUAUACACUGAUUCAGCAUAUGCACAUAGUGUAUGUCAUUUGUUUGGGGCAGUAUGGAAGGGUCGAGGGUUUAAGAAAAUGGAUGGUUCUCCGAUACAACAUCAUGCGCAUAUAAUGAAACUGUUGCAUGCUAUGAUGAAGCCUAAAGAGAUAGCGAUAGCUAAGUGUGCAGCUCAUAAAACAGAUGUGUCAAAAGUCACACAAGGGAACAAAGCUGCUGAUGAAGCUGUAAAAGCCGUCACAGGAGCGGACAAAUUGGGAAAAGUUUUUCUGGUCACUCAUGGAGUGGACUUGGAAGAAAAAAUUACGCUUAAGGAUGUGAUUUUGAUGCAGGAAGCUGCUUCUAUUAUUGACAAACAGCUGUGGCUAGACCGAGGGGCAGUGAAAGAUGCUACUGGUCUUUGGAGAAACCAUGAGGGGUUGAUAGUAGCGCCUCUAGACCUCUUAGGUCUGAUGAUUCAGGAAGCACAUGGGUUAGCUCAUGUUGCAAUGGGGGAGGUUAGGAGAAAGAUCACAAAGGAGUAUGGUUUUUGGGCACCAUAUUUGCUUGAACAGAUUGACUAUAUAAUAGGAAGGUGCACAAUCUGUCUGAAAAAUAAUGUUCGCAGGGGUGUGACGGUUCUUCCUGGUUACAUUCCUACACCGAGAGGUCCUAUGCGUGAGUUGGUUAUUGACUUUGUUGAUAUGAUAAAACCAGUUGAUGGGAAAAGAUACAUGUUGGUGGUUGUAGAUAGAUUUUCACGAUGGCCGGAGGCCUGUCCAACCAAGCAAAAAGAUGCUAAGUCGGUUGCCAAGUUCUUGUGUAAAGAAGUCAUAAGCAGGUGGGGAUUACCCGAUCGAAUAUCCUCAGAAAAUAGGAAGGAAUUUGUGGAUAAAUCAGUGAAAUUGAUGUUGCAAAAAUUGGGAAUUAAGCAACGUCUUGGAGCAGUUUAUCACCCACAAAGUCAAGGGGAUUUGUGAAAAAAUUAACGGUGUCUUGAAAAAUCGCAUUGUCAAAAUUUGUCAGCAUACAGGUCUAAACUGGAUAGCGGCGCUUCCUUUAGCAUUAAUGGUGUGUCGCUCAAGUGAGUUGCGUGAUCUACGUAUGACACCCCAUGAAUUGGUAACAGGAAGAAGGAUGCCUACGCCUUGUUUGCGAACAAGUGGAAAGGGUCCAAGCUUGGCUCUUUUGGAAGAUGAAAUGAGAGCGUACGUUACAUAUAUGGCCAAUUUUCAUAAAAAGUUGUCCACAUAUGUUUCUGACAGGCAAAGAAAAGAAGAGGUGGAGGAGGAGCUUGAUGAGAAAAAAAGGAGUACAGUGCAACCUGGGGACAAGGUGUUCGUGAAGGUAUUUAGAAGGAAGUGGUAUAACGAACGUCGUGAAGGACCAUUUGAAGUUGUUCGUAGUACUGGAACAGCUGUCCAGGUUAAAGGAUCUCCAUCGUGGUAUCAUUUGUCACAUUGUGUUAAAGCGCCUGGAGAAGAGGUGCCACGCGCAGAGAGAGAGGAUGUUGAAGGCUCAAGAGAGAAGGAGGGAGAUAGGGGAGAACAGGAAGAAGGAGAGAUUGUCAAUGUUAUGGAUAGCAUGGAUGAUAAUGUUUACACUUCUGAUGAUGCCAGAGAUGACUCUGCAAUGGAGGGAAAGGAAAGGAGAUUUGGGGAAAUUGAUUUUCAAUACGUCCCAGAAACAACAGGGAAUAUUUCAGUGGAAUGUGAAGCAGCGGAGAUCACCAAGGGCAACUCUGUUACAGGAGAAGCUGGUGAUUCGGUUAGACAAAGUAGGCCCAGACCAGAUAGGAGAAAAGUCCGACCAAAACGUUACCAAAACUAGGGUUGAAGUAACUCUGGGACAGUCAGCUCAGCUCCCAUGUAAGUGCACGAGAGAGAACAGUGGUGAAGGGAAAUUUAGAGUUCAGUGGGAAGAUCGAUAUGGCAGGAGUUUAGAUCUGUUAGGAGCAGUUGCAUUGAGAAAGUAUGCGUUGCUGAAUGAUAAGAGAAGAAUGAAGAUUGAGGGUGAUUGCAGUAUCUAUAUUUACAAUUCCCAGCAGGAAGAUCAAGGUGAUUAUAAAUGUAUUUUUUAUAAUCAACAGUUUGAAAGUGAGGGAUUAGAGUUGGGACUGAGAGUUAAUGUAGUGACACUUGUGGUGAUAGAUGGAAAUACAAGUAAAGACUUCAAAGCUUUGGGGAAAAUAGAUGAAACAACGACAAUGACAUCAACACUUCAGCCUAUUAUAACAACAGUGAGAAGCAAUUCAACUCUUUCAACAUUGACAGUUAUUAAAGCUAUAAAUAUAUCACAUUUGAUUACAAGGGAGCCAAUCGCUCCAGCACCAAUUUUAGAGGAAAAGACUGUCAUUAGGGUUAGGAUGGGUGGUACAGCUCAUCUUCCUUGUAGAUGUGAGAGAUGGAGUGGGGGUGGUGACGUUCCUCCCACAUGGAGAGAUAAUUAUGGAGAAGAAGUGUUGUUAUCAGGACCGGAAGUAGAAGCAGUGCCCCCUAGUCAAAGGACGUAUAUUUUGUACAACGAUAUGAAGUGGAAGAGGGUUAUGAGUGAUUGUUCACUUAUUUUGCGUAAUGUUACAUGGAAAGAUCAGGGAGAAUAUAUGUGUACUUAUCUAGUGCAAGCAUUAACAUUUGUUCCGGUUAAGAAUUAUUGGUUAAAAGGCUAUGUAAUUCGUGAAGUGACGCUUAUGAUGGAGGAUUUGAAGUCUGUUGAAGCUUCCACAGUCACCAAUGGAGUUCAGGAGAAGUAUAUUAAAGUAGCCACUCCAACAGUAAAUAAUACACAGAGGAUAUCGGUAACUUUCCCACUGGAAAUAGUUAAGGGUGUUAAUACAUCAACUAACGCAACGAUUUUAAUAGUAACUUUGAAAGAGGUUAAUGGUACGACGGCAAUAACAAAUAUAGGAAAUAUGACAUAGACACCAACAACAACUUUUCUGAAACUAAAGGAUGUAGCAAGAGUGACUCAGGAGUUUAUGAUACGGAUGGAGAGUGCUGUCAAUGGUAGUAAGGAUAGUGUUGAGAUAGGAGAGCAGAUGGUAGUAGAGAAUGAUGCAGAUUCAUCUGAAAUAGUGCAGAAUACUAUCAUGGAGGUACAGGAUGAGUUCUUUGAUUUUAAUGGAAGACAAGAAGAUAUAUCUGAUCAAUACCGCUCGUUAGGGAAGAGAGAAACUAAAUGGAAGGCAUUUGAUUCUUCUGUUUUGAAAAUUAAAGAUGGAUGGGCAGGUAGGAAUCUUUGGUUCCAACAGUUAACUCAUUCUGUAAGAUCAGUGAGGAAUCUUGAGGGUCGAUGUCUGUUGAGAAUUCCAGCACCAGGCACAUGGGGUUCCAUCUUAGAGACGGUCGCUCAACCUCUAUCAAGUACGUGUCAAUCUUAUGCUUUAUCAUGGCUGUUGUAUCAGCAACAAUCAUUAACAGAUACAAUAAUGUCGUUGUCGAAACAUUUGUUUAGGCCUAGGUUUAAGUGUUCUUGGUUAAAUGAAUUACCCUAUGUGAAUUUGUUAGAUGGGAAGGAAAAUCAGUUAACAGCGAUUCCUGAAGCAUUGGAGGUGCUUUGGGCUAAAAGCUGUUUUUGUUCAAAUAAAACAUAUGAUGGAAAGGGUAUGUUUAUGGGAAUAUCAGAUUGUGAUGAUUAUAUGAUGACUUUGGGUAAGCAUGAACAUAAGGUUAGUAAUGAGAAAUAUAAUGUAACUUUUUAUGUUCCAGUUAGUAAGAAGAGCAGGACUUUGAUGGUGAAAGAUCAGCUUUUGCCUGGUAAUGUGACUAUUGGGAAUUUUAGAGAUAUUUGGUGGGUUUGUGGUGAUAAAGCAUAUAUAUUCUUACCCUAUGGAUGGACAGGAUGUUGUUACAUGUCGACGUUGAAGCUUCCAUAUGAGGUUUUUACCAUUAAAAGAGGGGAAGUACCGGACACAGAUAAAUCUGAGUCUAGGUUUGGAAAUAGGGUGAAAAGGGACAUGGCGAAAUGUCAUAGUCUGGAAGCCUACCAUUGGAGGAUAAGUCUAGGAGAGAAGUGGGGACUGGGACUUUUUCCAUGGUAUGGUGUAACAUUUUUGGCAGAUCACAUUGAUAAUAUUACCUAUACUUUGCAGGGUUUUGCAAAUGAAACGAUAAGAGGGUUUAACCUUCUGUCAAAUACUCAAAGAAGUCACAGACUGACGCUGUUGAAACAUGACAUGGCUCUUGACUAUAUUUUAGCAAAACAAGGUGGCUUAUGCUUGGCUAUGAACUUGACAGGGGAUGAUUGUUAUACUUUGAUCCCAGAUAGUUCCGAUAAUAUCACUAGUGUUAUAGAUGCAUUGAAGAAUAUAAGGGAUGCGUUUGGUAGAUCUGAAGGAGCUGGAUGGUCAGCGAAGGCUUGGUUGCAAGAUCAGUUAGGCCCAGCGGGAGCAGUGAUAGUUCAGAUUUUAGUAGCAGCUCUGAUAGCGCUGUGUGUGAUGUUUUGCUUUUGUACUUUGUUAUUGACCUUUGCGAAGGCUAUGAUAUUGAGAUGGGUUGGAGUUGUGAUGCCUGGAGAAAACACUCAGCUGCCGUUGUUAACUGUUACUGAUCUAGAUGAAGAUGAACAAGUGGGACUGGAUGGAGUAUUGAUGGAUAGAUAUCCAUUUUGAAUAUCCGAUUAUUUUUCAAAUGUUUUUAAAUAUUAUUGUGAUUUUAGUAUUUUGUUAUGAAUCAAAGUGGGGAAAUGGUAUGUGAUUCAUUUUAUAUAUCAUUUUUAUAUUUUUAGUUGAUAUUGAUGUUUUAAUUUGAAUGUGUUGUUUUGCAAAAGAUACUGUUUGGUAUUUUCUUUUCUUCCAGAAGCAUAUGGGGGAAUGUGUAGAGGGGAUUCAAAUACUCAAACAUGGACAAUAUGAAAGGACAAUAUGAAUGGACUGGAGGAAGUGGAACAAGGAAGGUGUGGAAACGUUCAGAGUCCAUCAUCAACGAUGCAUUGGAAGUCGACACUGCUGAGGAGAUGAAGUGUAGUGGACUACAUUCCAGUGUCUGCAAUGAUAUAUAGACAUAUUUGCAUGUGUAAUACAUAAUUUGUGUCAUAUUCUUUCUGUAUUAAUUUUUGUAGAAUGAUAUUUGCUGUUAUUGGGUACAUGUGGGGAUCUCAGAUGUUUUUGUUUAUUUCGUGGAUGCUUAGGGAUAUUGGGUCUAGGCAGGGAUAGAGAGAAUCCACAGGAGGGUCCGAUGGGUUGACCAGCCUGAAUGUGGACAUUUUUGUUUGUAUUUUGUUUGCUGAGGCUUUCAUGUGUAUUCAAAGUGCAUCAUAGUUUAAAAUGCAUUGGUAAAGAUUUAUGAAUUGAUCUGGAGUACUUAGGUGGUUGCCUGGGGCAGAGGGGCCGUGAGAGAAUUUUACUGUCUUGAUUGAUUGAUGGAUAUUUGGAAAGAAAGCUGCCAGACAGGUUUUUCGCUCUCACACUCCACAAAGAUGUGUUCAUAUUUCAUAGAAAUGUAUUUACACUCCAUAGAAAAAUGUAUUUUUGGUUUAUUGUUAAAAAUACUCAAUAAGAGAAAUUGUUAUUUGUCAUAAUCCUAAUCUUUUUGUUUUCGAGACUUAGUUAGUCUCGAAGGGGGGAAAUGUGGUAUCUAAGGAAUUUAUGACUUUGUUAGCUUUGCAAAUGGUAAUGUGGUACCUAAGGAAUUUAUGACUUUGUUAGCUUUGCAAAUGGUAAUGUGGUAUCUAAGGAAUUUAUGACUUUGUUAGCUUUGCAAAUGGUAAUGUGGUAUCUGGGGAAUGUAUUACUUUGUGGGCGUUUGCAAAUGGUAGUGUGGUAUCUAAGGAAUUUAUGACGUUGUUAGUGUUUGCAAAUGGUAGCUUAGAGAAUGUUGAUUUGGCCUAGGGAGACAUCUGGAGAGCAGUUCUAUAGGAGUACCCUAAAACAGAGGAAGUCUGUUGUGUGGAGUGAUGGGAUUGGUCUGUAGGGGAAACCACCCCUAUCUUGGUAAAGAUUAUAAAUACUUGGUGAAGACAAAGGAGGUCAGAACAACAUAUUCUUUUGGGUCCACUGUUCUCCAGAUGCUUGCAGGUAUCUGUAAAUCGACGCUGAAAUCCUUUGUUAUGAAUAAACCUUUAUAAUCAAAGUACAGUGUCAGCGGAUCUCCUUGUCCUCCACAGCAUGAUUAGCAACAUGUUGUCAGACACAACACCCAUGUCAAUCCCCAGGUUGUGGAUGAGUAAGACUCAGCUUAACAAUGUCAAGCACAAGAUCAUCAUAUUUGAGCCCAAGCUUCUCAAUGGGAAGAUUACCAAAGAUCCCUAGAAGCUAGACUCUGUGAAACCGGUGAGACAGACCACAUGUAUUAUCAGUGUUAUAGAUGUUGAUAUUCCUAAAUACUGUACACAUACUACUGUUAAUACUAAUACUACUCUUUUUGUGUAAGUUGACCUUUGCCAGAUUUUAUAUUACAUUUACAUUUUAGUCAUUUAGCAGAUGCUCUUAUCCAGAGCGACUUACAGUUAGUGCAUACAUUUUUUAUACUGGCCCCCCGUGGGAAACAAACCCACAACCCUGGCGUUGCAAGCGCCAUGCUCUACCAACUGAGCUACAGGGUAUAUAUGCCGGUAUUCAUACCAGAUGCAGAAAAGGCCAUUUAUUUGGAUAAUGACAUCAUUGUACGAGGUAGCUCUUUACAGAACAUGAUCAUGUUUGUCACAGUAAGAUGAUCUCUUUCCUGAAAGUGAAUACAUUUUCUUCUGUUGAUUUUUUAAAUUAUUUCUAUUAUAUUUGCUUGACAUUCUACUGCACUGUUGGCCCUAGUAACAUAAGCAUUUCUCUGCACCUGCUAUAACACCUGCAAAUCUGUGUAUGCAACCAAUAAACUUUUGAUUCUAAUGAAUACUAGACAUAUGAUAUAUUUGCAGGGGACAUCGAAGAGCUUUUUCACACAAGCCUAAUUUCAGGGCAUGCAGCUGCGUUUUCAGAUGACUUUGAUUGUGCAUCCACAAAGGGCAUCGUUCGAGGGGCUGGGAACCAAGUACACAAUACAAGCUGUAGACUACACAGACACACUAAGGAAAUAAAACUUCCAUAUAAUAAAUGAAUGAACAGAGGGGGUCUUAUUUUACAUAUUGGUAUGAAAGCAUUUUUUCCCUUCAUAUUUGUACUUGGUACCAUAUCAAAUAAUGUAAAUGUUUUAAUUAUCUCAAGUAUGUAUUCCUUUAGAACAACUAUAUUGGCUUCCUGGAUUUUAAAAAGGAGGCCAUCAAGAAGCUGGGCAUGCGGGCCAACACGUGUUCCUUUAACCCCGUGAUGAUAGUGGCCAACCUGAUGGAGUGGAAGCAUCAGAACAUCACCAGCCAACUGGAACACUGGAUGGAGCUCAACGCACAGUAAAUCACCAGGAGAGCCAGACAGCCUCGGGGGCAGAAUUCCCUCAGCACUCCAGAGAUUAUUUUGAAAUAAAACAUCUAAACUGUACAUGAAUUAAAUCAAUCCAAAUAGACACUCACCACAGAUUGUAGACAAUUGAAAAGCAUUCCCUUUGAGUUUUCAUUUCCAUUUAUUGUAUUUUUUUUUUAUCAGGGAGGACCUGUACAGUAAGACAUUGGCAGAGAGUAUCACCACACCUCCCCUUCUCAUUGUCUUCUACAAACACCACUCCAGCAUCGACCCCAUGUGGCACGUCAGACACCUAGGUAAGAACUGUACUACUAUGGUCUGUCUGUCUCCAUGUUUCCCUAACGAUGAGCUGCAGACAGCCUUGGCACACUUAGUGGUGUAAUGUUGUAUGGAAAAGUAAAAAUAAAGGUUAUUGUUAGAGUAUCAUCCAGUGGCGGCUGGUGAAAAAUAUUCUCGGUGGGGCUGUGCCAUACUUUUUUUUUCCUGUAACCAUCGCGAUAUAUUUUAACACAAACUGCAGGACAGCAGUGCUCAGUGAAACAUUCAGUAAUUAUUUAAUGCCAAUAUUAAAAAGUUGAGGCAUUCUUACACAAAAACAUAUUACACAAACCCAAGCCUUUCAUUUGCAUUUAAAGUGAACUUUUCACCAUUGGUAGUAAACAGGCAACGCAACAGGCAUGCUGUCAGAACAGAGUGGAAAGUGGACAAUAACAUGAAAUUAUUAUAAAGUUUAUAGGAAAUCUUACACUGUAUAAAAGGAUGUAUAAUAUAGAAAUGGAUAUCAAGUGGAUGAACUCAAACCUUUGACUGGAAGAAUAGCAUACAGUAUUUUAUGAUCAUACUAAAUGUGACUAAUUGUUAAUGUGCUCCAGAACUGCAACAAUUAAUUGAUACAAAACAACCUAUAUACAGUAAUAUUAGCAAAGACACUAUUAAGACUUUCUAGAGUACCAUAUAUAACUGGAUUUUUUAUGCUAAGGUCAACUAUAUACAAAGAAACAUGCGGCCAGAGCUGCUCUGUGUGUGUGUGUCUGUCAUCUUAUUUGUACAGGAAUUUUGCCCGUCUGUCCUUCUGAGUGGCAAACCUCUCAAUGACCCUUUGAUUAAAGUCAGGAAUGUCCCUGACAAGUUUCUUCUCCAUGGAGAGCAUGGCCAGAGCGUUCAGGCGAUCCUGUGUCAUGCUGUUUCUCAGGAAGGUCUUGAUCCUUUUCAGUGUAGAGAAGCACCAUUCUGACUCAGCAGUUGUCAUGGGUGUGGUGAUGAGGAUCUUGAGGAGGCUGGCAGUCUCUGUGAAAGUGCUCUGAAGGUUGUUCUCCAUGAAGAACUGGUACAGGGGCACUGCACCACUACAAGCCUUGAACUCACUGUUCUCAUAGAUGAGGGACAGUUCGGUUUUGAGCUUGGCCUUGUUCAACAUGGGGUACGCCUCCACGGUUGUUUCAAGCGCUGUAUCGGGGAACUUCACACUGUGUUGUGGGAACAACUCUCCGUGCAAUAGUGUUGCGCUGAUGAGGUGCUGGGUGAAGGAGAACCUCUCUUUGGCAUGACUCAGGAUGGUAUCACAUACCUGUAAAAGAUACAUCAUCAGCUUUAAUUUGCAAUUAAGCUAUUUUGAUGCAAGUGAUCCUGACUGACACAUGCCUAUGUCCAACUCAAGUAUAUGAUUACCAAGGUGCUGAUUGUUCAGGGUUUUGGCUACAUACUACCAGGCCUGAAAAAAGUUCUAGGUGGGAAACACUGACAAUUACAUCACAACUUACCUCUAUAGCCAACCUCUGUUGUUCUCCUGGUCCCAGCAUCCUCCGUCGCUUGAUGGGCUGUUGCUGCUCGUCAGAUACGCUGUGCCCACACAAAGAGGGAAUUGAGGCCCUGGGUCCAAAAAAUAAAGUUUAAUUUGAUAACUUGCAAUCAGACUUCUUAACUCACUGUAAUUCCCCCUCAACACACAACCAGUGACUUUUAUAUAUAUAUAUAUAUAUAUAUAUAUAUAUAUAUAUAUAUAUAUAUAUAUAUAGACAGACAGACAGACAGACAGUGUGUAUAUACACACAAACUAUGUCUAGUAACUGCUUUUAACCUGUGAUGUACAUAAUUAACUGAUGUUAUUACGUUUUAAAGCCUUUUUCUAUUACAUUUGUGAGAGGGAUGCAACAUCAUUUUGUUCUGCUGUUCACUUAGCAAUAAAGUUAAUAUUCAAUAACAACUAGGCCUCUUCUAGAAAUUGACCUGGUGGACACCUGAAUAAUUAUUACAAACUGUGUAGUACUUUCCUGCAUUAUUAUCAACGUCUGAUUGUGUCUUCUCUUUCCUUUUAAAAUACUAAAACAAAUAUAAUUGUGACGGCUCUAUGAUAAUCACUCACACAAGCACCAACUGGCAGUGGGUGGAAACGUCAGUCGUCUCGUCAGCUUGAAUGGCGAUAAAAUCAGCACUCUUUACUUCCUCCAGGAUGUAAUCCUUAAGCAUUGACAGCAUACAGUCCAACAGCUCGUUCUGUAUCGUCUUUGACGUGCCCUUAAAAACGGUAGCUGUCUUCAGGUGCUCCUCCAGCACACUGUCGAGGGAGGCAACAAAAUCCACUAAGCCCCGGAAAAUGCCGGGGUUGUCUGAGGAGUCAGUCUCCUCGUGCCCACGCAAGGCCAACUCAAAAGCCCCACAGAACUUCACACAAUCGAUAAUUUUGGAUAGAAUGUGCCUGUUUUUAUCCACCUCCUCAUUGUGUUUCCUCACCGCAAUCCUGUGGCCGUCAUCCAGCUGCGUAGCAAUGUUCACCCUUCCUAAUACAGCUAGCUUUACAGAGUUGUCCAUGUGUGCCCUGGUGUUCUCAUGUUUCUUUACCUUCUCUGACAGGUGCUUCAUAUCCCUCACUCCGGUACCUGUCCAUGCUGAAUCUGACCCCGUCGUUUUAAAAAGCAAGCACGGAAAGCAAAAUAAAGCAUUAGCAUCAGUGCACCCAGCUAGCCAAGCCUUCCUGGUGUACCAGCUACGGGAGAAGCCGCGCAUAUACUGCUUCCCUUUCUCGCUAGCCUGCUGUCUGAUUGAGAGGUCAGGUUGAUCUGGGCCCAGCUCUUUCACCCGAACUUUCUCUGACAAAGUUCUCCUCUCAAACGGAUCUUGGAGGAGAGAUUUCACCGAGUUAGGGUUGGGUCUUGGAGGAGUAACGUUUGCGUUCGCCAUUGUUGUCUAGUAAAAAUGGCGUCACUGGACCCCGGUCCUUAUUUUAUCAGGGGCGAGCUUGGGGCGAUAAAAUAAUCGCCCUCCUUGGAUUCGAUUUAAGAUCGCUUAUUGACUACAUUUUAUGUCAUACAUUCAUAUCUUAAAUUAGCAAUUGGCUUAACUGCUACGUAGACCCGCCUCCUCGGGGCACUUUCUGUAUCGCCCAGAGCUGACGAGGCGUUUGACAGGCAGAGGAAAGGUUGCGAAUAUGAUUUUCUAUCAUAUCUUACACAUAUUACUGUGUGCAUUCCAUAUUUCAAACACACAAAUAUUGACAUACUGAUGUUUUUAUUAUUAUUAUUAUUAUUUUUAUUUUUUUAUUUUUUUAUUUUGUAAAAUAAUUUUAUUUAAGGGGGCGGCGCCCUAGCGCCCUCUAUCGGCCAGCCGCCACUGGUAUCAUCAUUGCCCUGUACAGUUUGUCCUCGAAACUAGCAAACUGUUGUUGGUCUUUGUUUGCAUAGAAAGAUUCAGUAUUGCUCCAUUUUCAGGGGCUACUGGUGCUGGAAACCGCUACUCUCCUCAGUUUGUGAAAUCUGCCAAACUCCUCCAUUGGAACGGACAUUCCAAACCAUGGUCCAGGACCUCUUCAUUCACAGAAGUCUGGGACAAGUGGUAUAUUCAGGACCCCACGGGUAUAUUCCACCCAGUUCAGAAACAUACAGGGGACAAGUAG